Leishmania braziliensis MHOM/BR/75/M2904 is the source of this 3981-nucleotide messenger RNA. RefSeq lists its product as hypothetical. The record is from RefSeq and is a predicted model, not a curated record. The transcript has a single exon. NCBI's taxonomy places the organism in Eukaryota, Euglenozoa, Kinetoplastea, Trypanosomatida, Trypanosomatidae. The coding region runs from base 1 to 3981 and encodes 1326 amino acids. Gene Ontology annotation, molecular function: protein binding.
AUGAAUGAUAUCCCGUCUGCGGGUGAGGUGUUCCGCAGCGAUGACGGCACUGUCUCCACCAUCCUGCCCAGUAACUACGGGCAGGACUACGAGGCUUCUGAAGGGGAGCUGGAGGAGUACGCUGAGUACAUCGGCAUUGACCCCGCUACGGAGCCGGAGCUGAUGUGGAUCGCAAAGGAGGGGCUUCGAGCGGCACUGCCGGAUGGCUGGCGUGCGUGCCAGACUGACGACAACGAAGUAUACUACUUCAACUUCCGAAGUGGCGAGAGCCUCUGGGACCACCCAAUGGAUGAGCACUACAAGAAUCAGGUCGUCAGCGAACGCGCGAAGCGAGGCAGUGGCGGCGGCGGUAGUAGCGUGGAGGUUACCAUUGGCGGCGCCCCCCACACCGGCCGGACAGCCGCAGUGACGGGGUCUACCAAGGCCAUCGCCGACUCCUUCUUCUUGAGACCUGCUGCGGCAGGCUCGUCGAACCGGACACCUGGCUCUCUCACUGGCAUCGGCGGUGGUGGCAUAGCUGCGGUCACCACCGGCACUACGCCAGGGAAGGGCCUUUCUAUACCCGGCAGCUCUAUGAACGACGGCGCCAGUGCGCUGCGAGCUCCACCGGACGUGUCGGCCAUCUUGGCACUGUCCUCCACCACGUCGCACCCUCCUCCUCCCGGCGCGAGCCGUGCCACAGCAAACACUGGCUUGUCUCGCAUGAAAGAGCGUGAGGCCGUACUGCGGAAGCGGCUGGAGGAGGGGAACGAGGCACAGCUUCAAGUUCUGCGCAUUGAACUGGACAAGAAGGCGGACGCAGAGCGACAGAGACUGGCGGAGGCGCGGACGAAGCUCCAGAAGGAUCUUGACGCCGCUUGGGAGCAGGAGGGCUCUGAUACAGCCGGUGGAACUGUAGCCGCGUCGCCAGCGGCUAGUACGGCCACCCAGGGUCGCCUGCAGAUCGUCCGUGAGGUAAAACAGAUCGAGGAGAGCUGGAAGACCCGUCUACACGACGUUGGCACUCGUGUGCGAGAGCUGCAGCAGCAGGUGGAGGCGAAGCAGCAGACACUUCUGAAAACCUGUCAGCAGUCUCCGGAGGAGCUGAGAAAAGCACUCGAGGCAUGCAACGCUGCUGAGGUAGCGCAGCUGCUGGAGACGAGGAAGAAGGAGAGCGACGUCGCCCUCGCCCAUCUCAAGAGCGAGCAGGCAUCGAAGCUGACGGAGGCGCAACUGCGCGCUAGCGACGCCAUCGCCGCGGCUGAGAAGGCGACCGAGGCGGAGUUUCGGAAGAAGGUGCUGGAGCGCCGAGCGCAGAACGAGGCAAUGCUUGCCGCACUGCAGGCAGCGGUGGAGGCGAAGCAGGCGGAUCUGACUGUCAAGGAAAGAGCCACUGCUGCCGCAUUGACGACGACGACGACGAAUGCCACUGCGGCAGCCGCUGCAGCGGACGUGUCCUCAGACGCUGACGAGGCCACAGUUGCCGCAUCUCAGGCAGCGGCUGACGCUGAGGUGGCGAAGGCAAGAGAAGCAAGCGCAGCCGCGGUAGCACAGCUGCGAGAGGAGUACACCAAGAAGAAGAGCGAGAAGGAGGUAGCUCUGAGAGCGGCUCAGCAACAACAGCAGCCGCUGAGUCGUUCAUUGCCUGCCUCUUCGGCAGUGUCUAGCCCUACGGUCGACCUCACCAGUCCCGGAGACGACUUCAGCGCGCAUGGCAUCGGUGUUGCGGACCAGGCAAAGUUGGAUGAAGAGGACCAGAAGCUGAGAGACGAGGCUUGCAGGGCUGCAAGAAUCUUUGAGGAGGAAACGCAGAUCAUGGUAGAGAACAAGAAGGCUGGCCGACCUCUCACUGCGACCCCGUCGGCGGACGUCUCUGCAUGCGUUUCUGCAGAGGCGAUUGCAGCUCUCGGACGCACGGCCAACCAGGAGCAGCGCGCACGCGAGGCUGAGAACAUGCGACACUUCAUGGCUAUGAAGCAGCUGGAGACGAAGCACGAUCAGGUCGUGCGGGCCAUGAAGGCCCAGCUGGAGAAGAACUUGGGGUCGUCGACAUCGUCGUCCGCGUCCAGCAUUUUUAAUCCUCGCCAGCAGCCCUCGUUCACCGCGCAGCUCACGGCUCGCAAGCAGGCGUGGCUGCGCGAUCAUCCGGCGCCAUCGGCGGAGAUGCCAAUGCUUCCGCCCAUUCCGACGCUGCCGACUGCCACUCUGCAGUCAGGCAUGGUUGCUGUGUGUAUGCCUGGCGAAGAGGAGCAGGCGGAGUUAGUCAAGGUACGCCUCGUUGAGGUGCGCGAGGAGGCUCAGCAGCGGUAUGACGAAGAGGCGCAGGCGCUUCAAGCAGCUCGUGAGAGGGACCUCGAGACGUGGAGGGACGCGUAUAGGUCAUCACGGCUGAGGGAGGUCGAGAAGACCUUGGCAGAGCUGAAGGAGGCUGCCACUGCCGAGUCCGAGAAGCAACCAACCGAACUGCUGGUGCCUUGUGGUACAGCCGCAGCAGUGGAGGCUGCAACAGGCGAGGGGCGCAGGCUGGAGAGGUUGCAGUCAGAGUUGCAGGUCCUGGAGGAUGCCAUUGCCUCUGCAGACGGCGAGCACGAGCGCCAGACCCGUGCUCUGGAGGCGAACAUCGUCUGCCUUGAGGAGUCAUUGGCACAACUACGCACACUGGAGCGCCACGAGGAAGAGGCGAGGGCAGUGCAACGUCACCUCCAGCAGCAGGGCCAGCUGGCAAAGGGUGCAAGCGAGUCCUCGUCCUACGCACAUCCAGACACCGCCUCCGCCUCGCCGUCGAGGACGACACUUCCAACAUCGAGCAAGCUCUACAUAACGGAGGAGGAGGCAGCUGGUGAGGAAGCGGUUCUGCGUGCGCGGUGGACGGCCCUUAUUAGAGCGCUGCGUGGUGCCGUCCAACGCGAGAUGGAGGCGUACGAGCGCGCACUGAAUGGGUACUGUGUUCCGCACCACACAUCCAGCGCCGUUGAAGCUGCGGGCACGCAUCCGGCUUGUUUUACAGCGGCGACUGUGACUACACGUGGCGGGGCUUCAGUGCACCACACUGUGAGCACUCCGCGUGAUGGGAACCCGGGGACAAGCGCAACUUCCUCUUUACCGCCGCCUGCCCCUUCUUCAGUCAUGAUGACUGGUAGUACACUGCCGGGGCAACCGGCGGCAGUGCUAGAGCAGCCACCACCGCCGGCGUCGUCUUCAGUGGCUAUUGGCUCUACUUUCACAAACCUCUCUGGCUACACUACCCCACUUCAGCGACCUUCCCGAAACCACGACGACAGCGGCACGGGCUCGAUGAUGAUGAGUUCUACUGCGUCACGGAUGCCGAUUCCUCCGGCACCGCAGCUGUCUCUGAUGGACGGACACUUGGGCAGAGGUGGCGCUCCCGCUGCCUUCUCCGUGCAGCGGCCACUUCUCAUCCCCUCACCAGAGCGGCAACCUCACCACUUGUGGCCUGACGCAAGCGCCAUGUCGUCCUCAGUUGCUUCGCUGGGGGCGCGUAGCCGAUAUCUCGACCCAAGCGGAGGCGUGGGCGUAUCUCCCGCAGCGGCGCCGUGGGCGACUGCCCCUGGUGGUGCACGGGGUGGAGGACCUCCAACUGGCACCUCCGCUGCGUCUGCGCAGCAGCUCAUGGCGGCACUUGUCGGCCACGCCAGCUACUCUGGCGGGACGGCGAACGGCAGUGCCAUUGACGAUGCUGAGGUUGCGCGUGUGCAGCAUCAUGCGGCGCGUCUGGCGGCUUUGCAGCAGACUGUGCUGGCGCGCCGGCGCGACCUGGAGGCCCGACGGCGCGAGAUAGAUAGGCUCCGUGACGUAUGGCGUGCUGACAUGCGAGCCUGCAAGCAGCACAGCGAUCGCGCACAGGCUCUCCAGCUGAGAGAAGUGAAGGCUGCGUUAGAGGUGCGGGCCCGGGAGUUCAACAAGGAGGUACUGAAGCUGAAGAAACUGCAGGCGCGCAUACAUAAGGAGGUCGUUCACUUCCGUCGGUGGCUGGCCUUCUGA